AUGAGCGCGGACUGCGGCAGCUUCCACAACACGGACGGCGUGUUGGUGGCCGGCUUCUCCUGCCCCAAACCGGGCAGUAACCCGUCCUCCGUGUACUGCUGCGGCUUUAACGACGUCAAGUACUGCUGCGAUGAUCCCAACAGCUUCUUCCCUUACGAGUACGGAUACAUGUGGUGGCUGAGUAUUGGUGCCUUGGUGGGUCUAUCUAUUGCCGCUGUCGUCCUCCUUGCCUUCCUCAUCGCUGUGUGUGUCCUUUGCUACCUCUUCAUUGUCACUAAACCCAAUCACCUUGACAACGGCCUACCCCUUAGAGCGCAAGGAGGAGGUUCCGGCGAGGGACCGAGCGAUGUGACGACGAGCAGCAUCUCCGGCCCGCAGGGAUUCAGAAAACAUUUGAUGAACAGGAAAGUGGACUCGGCUAAUGAAACAUCAGACCCUGACCGCCUUUUCCAGAAGUGUUUCCCAGCUGCAGUGACUGGUGUGACAGUGGAAAGCUCCUCAUAGUCCACUAACCAAACUUCUUGUUCAAGAAUAGAAGUGACGGAGCACCGGUCAAGAAUCUGGAGCUUUGUGGAAAGGAGUCUUCUUGGUUGAGAGGAA
Cololabis saira (Pacific saury) is the source of this 600-nucleotide messenger RNA. RefSeq names its product protein shisa-like-2A. The record is from RefSeq and is a predicted model, not a curated record. Bases 1 to 504 code for a protein of 167 amino acids. NCBI's taxonomy places the organism in Eukaryota, Metazoa, Chordata, Actinopteri, Beloniformes, Belonidae. The transcript is spliced from 3 exons.